Molecule: messenger RNA, 903 nt
Organism: Botrytis sinoallii
Lineage: Eukaryota; Fungi; Ascomycota; Leotiomycetes; Helotiales; Sclerotiniaceae
Exons: 1
Coding region: 1-903 (300 amino acids)
Biological process (GO): protein dephosphorylation
Molecular function (GO): protein tyrosine phosphatase activity
Source: RefSeq, a predicted model, not a curated record
AUGUGUUGGCAGGAGAAUGCAGAAGUGGUGGUUAUGCUGACGAGACCGGUUGAAGAGGGAAAGGAAAAGUGUGGUGUUUAUUACGCGGAGGAUGUGGACGAGGUUAAGACGAUAGGGUACUGGGAGGUUAGAUGUGUGGGGAAAGAAGAAGAGGGGGGAAAUGUUCGGAGGACAUUGAAAGUGAAGAGGGUAAAGAGAGCGGCGAGUAGUGUGAGCACAAAAAGCAGUGCGAGUGUUGAGAAUGGAGCGGUUGGAACGAUUGAAGCAAUAGCAGAGGGUCACCCUGGGACAGAAAAAGAAUCAGAAAAUACAACGGAGGAAUUACAAGAGGAAGAAGCAGAAGCAGAAGCGGAAGCAGAAGCGGAAGCAGAAGCAGAAGUCGAAGAACGUACAAUCCAUCAUUUCCUCUUCGAAUCUUGGCCCGAUAAUGAUAUCCCUCAAUCUCCCGCCGAUAUACAUGCCCUCCUCUCCCUCCUCGACGUCUCGCGCGCAGCUAAUAAUCAUUCAACCACGCCUCGCAUAAUUCACUGUUCGGCAGGUGUUGGUCGUACUGGUACAUUUAUCGCGCUCGAUCACCUUCUGAGGGAACUGGAAAUGGGUCAUCUGGAUGGGUUAUCGAGAGAUAAGGAUCCGGUCUAUGAAACAGUAAAGAGACUGAGGGAUCAGAGAAUGUUGAUGGUACAUAGGGUCGCACAAUUUGUGAUGAUUUAUAAUGUUCUGAAGGAGAAGUGGUUGGAGAGAGAAAGAGAAAGGAUUCCGAAGGAAAGGGAGGGAGAUACGGAUGUUGAGGGGGAGGCUGAGACUCCUGGGGCUGGCCCGGUGAAAAAGAGGAAAUUUGGUGGGCUGGGCUGCACAAGUGAGGAAAGUAGAAAUGGAGCCGGUGUCAAAUCUCCCCAAGCGUGA